CUUGGACUCUCUCUCUCUCUCUCGAUCGCUCGCUCGCUACGCAGCACUCUCGCCCGCCCCCCCCUCUCUGCACAGCACGAAUGGUUGCAGGGCAUUAAUCGGUGAAGGGAGACAAACACAGUUGAGUGUUGCAGAUGGGGAUGGGUCAACUGAUUUUAUUAUACGUGGUCAUGGGCUCUUUUCUGUGCUGUUAUUAGGCACUGUUUGUAUGACUGGGUUAUUAGAUCAGGCACACAGGCAUUCUGCUUGGACCUAAUCUCACUCAGAAUGCCUGACAGUAAGGCUACAAUUGGCCUUACAUGGGAACCAAAGUUACCCUCACUCUCAUCUGGAAUACAAAAUGGGUCUGAGAAACUGCAAAAGCUACCUGAAAGUGUGACAUGGAAGCCUGACAUUGAUCUUGUUGAUGGACUAUUUGUUCCACCCAAUGACCCCAGGAAGUUGAACAAGUUGAUGCAGAAACAAGUGAAAGAUACGGCUGGUAAAAAUUGGUUUGAGAUGCCUGCCCCAACUAUCACACCGGAGAUAAAGAAAGAUCUUCAGAUUCUUAAGUUGAGGAAUGUUAUGGAUCCUAAAAGGCACUACAAAAAGGGAGACUUAAAAUCAAAGGCACUCCCCAAGUAUUUCCAGGUGGGCACCGUAAUUGAAUCUGCAUCAGAUUUCUUCUCAGGAAGGCUCACUAAGAAGGAAAGGAAGGCAACACUUGCAGAUGAGCUGCUUUCAGAUCAUUCCCUUAGGGAGUACAGGAAACGCAAAGUUAGGGAGAUUGAGGAGCAGAACCGUUCAGUUGGGGUUGAGAAAUGGAAGAUCAAGGGUAAGCAAUCGUGGAAACGUGCAAAGCAAAGAAGGCAUGAUUAAGUGCCUCCAAGCACUAGAAUGCCUGUUCCAAUAUGCUCAUUUACAUCCUACGAUUUUUGUUACUUGUGAGUUGUGAAAGGAAAAUAUCCGAAUUUCAUUUCUUGUGUCAACUACUCUCAUUUCUAGACGUAUUCCAAAUCUGGCACGAGCUCUUGCAGCAUCAGAUGAUGUGAGGAAACAAGAUUCCAUCAAUCUUCCAGAUAAAAAUACGGUAAUUCAAACAGGCCUGAUAGAUUUUCAUGAUCUUGGUUCAAUUUGUCCAUGUACUUGUAAACUCCUAGGCUUGAAUUGAUAACUGACAUAAUGAAGCCCGAGAAAGAGAAACCUGGUGACUACGCCUGAUACCUGAGUUUUGGCCCA
This is a messenger RNA of Nelumbo nucifera (sacred lotus), 1218 nucleotides long. NCBI's taxonomy places the organism in Eukaryota, Viridiplantae, Streptophyta, Magnoliopsida, Proteales, Nelumbonaceae. The record is from RefSeq and is a predicted model, not a curated record.